UCAUUCGCUCUAAUGGACAUCAUACUUACACUGUCUGAAUUUUGUGCGAUUCACCAUAUAGGAAAUAGUGAGUGUGUGUGAACAAGUGACUGAUUUCAGACGCAGCUUCAGCACUUAAAUCAUUUAUAAAAUGAGCGCGCUGUUGUGACAACGUUUACCUCGGAAGCUAAAAUCUUGAAAACAACGUGUUUUUCGCCUCAUCACUGCGCGCAAUUAGCGCAGACAGCUAAUCUGCUAACUCGUGCGCUUCAUCACUGCACACGGUUAGCACAGUCAGGUAAUCCCCGUUUUAUGAGUAUGUUUCAUCCACGUGGUUGUAAUUUUAUCAUGUCUGCAUAUUACAAUUGCGUCAUACUUAAGGUUAAGAUCACUUAAUAGCAGAUAUAAAGAACGAUAUUGAGAAAAUACAUGUUUAUAAUGUUUAAGGUGGGUAUAAUCAAUGUAAUAGUCGCUAUUAUGGAGAUAGAACGUAAACCUGCAGUGUUCAGCUGUAUGAAAUUAGCUCUGUAACCUUCAGACGUGAUGGUAGGCUCUCUGACACAUUUGGACAACGACAUUGUCACUGACCCUCGCUAUCUGCGGUCUGCACCCGGAUGACAUGCACGGAUUGUAUGAAGCUCUAACACAAAUCUGCUUGAUUCUUGUAAGGUUGUCAUCAGAAGUCCAGACGGACGGCUAUGAUCUUUCUCUGGGGCACGCCGUGCAGACUCUAAUAUCAUCUUCACGCCUGGAGUGUGUGUAUGGAUCCCACAGGACACAAGUACUUCGGUACUGUGGAUUAUGUCAUAUUUGCUUUGCUGCUGAUCGCCUCUAUGACCAUCGGGCUGUACCACGCCUUCACCGGAGGGCGUCAGAGGACCACGCAGGAGCUCCUGUUCGCUGAUAGGAAGAUGAAGUGCCUGCCUCUCUCUCUGUCCCUCAUGGCCACCUUCCAGUCGGCCGUGGCCAUCAUUGGCACGCCAGCUGAGGUCUACACCAACGGCACGCAGUACUGGUUUAUAGGCUGCUCUUAUAUUCUGGGUCUCUUGAUACCGGCACACAUUUUCAUCCCUGUGUUCUACAGACUUCACCUCUCCAGUGCCUACCAGUAUUUGGAGCUGCGUUUCAGUAAAGCCGUCCGUAUAUGUGGCACAGUCACGUUUAUUUUUCAGAUGGUCAUUUAUAUGGGCGUCGGUAUCUACACCCCCGCUCUUGCGCUGAAUGCAGUUACAGGUUUUCAUUUAUGGGGAGCAGUUUUGGCCACUGGAUCAGUGUGCACUCUGUAUACAGCACUAGGUGGACUGAAGGCAGUGGUCUGGACGGAUGUUUUUCAGACGGUGGUGAUGUUCACCGGUCAGCUGGCCAUCAUCAUCGUGGGCGUACAGCAGGCCGGUGGUCUGUCUGAUGUCUGGGUUAAAGUCAGAGAUGGCGGCCGUAUCUCAGGGAUCGAUCUCGAUCCAGACCCGACGGUGAGACACACGUUUUGGACGUUAGGGGUCGGAGGAGUGUUUCUGAUGCUCUCUCUGUAUGGGGUGAAUCAGGCGCAGGUCCAGCGGUACCUCAGUUCUCGCACGGAGAGAGAAGCUGUCAUGUCGUGCUAUAUGGUGUUUCCCUGUCUUCAGGUGGCUUUAACGCUCAGUUGUUUAAUGGGACUGGUCAUGUAUGCGUGUUACGGCGAUGAAUCGAAGCCUUACGUCAGGUCUACAGACCAGAUGGUUCUUUACUUUGUUAUGGACAUGUUGCAAGACUUUCCUGGACUGCCGGGAUUAUUCGUGGCAUGUUUGUUCAGCGCGUCUCUAAGCACAAUCUCCUCAGCGUUUAACUCGCUGACCGCUGUGACCAUGAUGGAUCUCAUUAAACCCCAUUACUCCAUGAGCGAGUCCAGAGCCACUCUGCUAUCUAAGAUUCUGGCUUUAUCAUAUGGAAUUAUAUGUCUUGCUGUGGCUUAUGUCGUCCAUUUGAUGAACAGUUCUGUUCUACAGGCUGCUCUCAGUAUCUUUGGGAUGGUAGGAGGGCCGCUGUUGGGUCUCUUCUGUCUUGGAAUCUUCUUCCCAUGUGCUAACAGCAUUGGAGCUCUAAUAGGACUCGCUGCAGGUCUGGUCAUGGCCUUCUGGAUUGGCAUUGGUGGGUUUUUGGCUCGGAUGUCCAUCCCUGUAGAGGUUUCUCUACUCAACUUUACUACCACCGGACCUGAUGUUUCUGACAACAUCACAGCUGUGACAGCCACCAUAGACUCUGCCCAUAAUGAAAGCAGUGGACCUUUAGGGCUGCAUGGGCUCUAUUCUCUGUCGUACAUGUGGUACAGUGCGGUCAACUCCUGCACCGUGGUACUCAUUGGACUCAUUUUUAGCUUCGUGACAGGUCCGACUAAAGCAAAUGACAUCACCUCCGGCAUAGUUUAUCCUGUGGUGGGCAAUGCACAAUCCCUUCUUCAACAUCUUUUGAAGCCCAGCGUUUGCUGUAGUUCGCCUCCUGAGCUCAGGCAGAUGGAUGGACAUAAGGAAGCUAACGGCAACGUAAAGGAGGAAAGUGCUACAGCUCAAGAGAGAGAAACGUUUCUCCCGUCACACCCGACGUCGUGUGUGGAGCACGAGACUUCAGUGUAGUACAAUGCAUGUCACAGCAGUAUUCAUUAUUCUGUAAACUAACACUAUAGAUGUUGUAGAUAUUUUGUACUUUAAUGAUGUAAUAAAUUACAGGGAUGUGUACAUUUUCAGUCGAUCUGUAAUUAUUUUGGUAAUUUAUAGGAAACCGUAUGUGUCUGAUGUAAUUGUUCAUAUUAUGCUAUACGUGCGUUUCAUGAUGCAUCCUUUUGUAUUUCUAGCUGCUGUACUGUAUAUAAAACCAGAGAAAUGAUUUUUUAUCACAUACACCAGAUGCCUGUAAUGGAUGAAUCUGAAUGAUGAGGAUUUUUCACUUUUUCAAUAAAGGCAUAUACAGUAUGUGCAUCAUUCACGGCUUCUGUCAGUGCUCUUUAUCUUACAGAAAAGAGGUCAAAUAUGGUCAUUUCGGGAUACUCACGGGUGGUUUUGACUUAGUUAUUGUGAAAUUAUUUCA
This is a messenger RNA of Triplophysa rosa, 3036 nucleotides long. RefSeq names its product solute carrier family 5 member 6 (gene slc5a6b). The transcript has 16 exons. Gene Ontology annotation, molecular function: sodium-dependent multivitamin transmembrane transporter activity. Gene Ontology annotation, biological process: pantothenate transmembrane transport; biotin transport; sodium ion transport. NCBI's taxonomy places the organism in Eukaryota, Metazoa, Chordata, Actinopteri, Cypriniformes, Nemacheilidae. The record is from RefSeq and is a predicted model, not a curated record. Gene Ontology annotation, cellular component: membrane. The coding region runs from base 741 to 2585 and encodes 614 amino acids.